Brienomyrus brachyistius is the source of this 3722-nucleotide messenger RNA. RefSeq names its product RING finger protein 145. The coding region runs from base 384 to 3002 and encodes 872 amino acids. Gene Ontology annotation, molecular function: zinc ion binding; ubiquitin protein ligase activity. The record is from RefSeq and is a predicted model, not a curated record. Gene Ontology annotation, cellular component: endoplasmic reticulum; endomembrane system. The transcript has 11 exons. NCBI's taxonomy places the organism in Eukaryota, Metazoa, Chordata, Actinopteri, Osteoglossiformes, Mormyridae.
AGCUGCUGGGAAAACUUCAGACGUCAUUUCCGCAAAGCGGCCGUGCGGAUGACAGUUUGUCGCCGAGAGUUAUUCACGUUCAUAUGAUUAUUACCUGGAUUUUUUAAAUCAGUCUUGUCCAAUAUAUGAUGAGUCUCAUGCUGAAUGCAGCCACUUCCUUUUGGACUGGAGAUUUUCUGCUCCGUACUGUUUUUGCGCCAAGUGAAAAUGUUGGUGCACCGAAGACCCGGCAGGAGGAAUCGUAAAAAAGGACGCGUCCGUGGGGAUUACUUAUAAGGCAGUCUUUGGUCGGCUGGGCAAGCCCAGAUUUUCAUGAACAGCCUAAUGAUGUGAAGCGUGACCUCUGCAGCCGGCUUAGGCAGCGAUCCAUUAACUUAUACGAAAUGCCCCGUCUGGAGGAAAUCGCAAACGUCGCACUGAGGGUGCCCAGCAUCUUGGUGCUGGACCUGUUAUACAAAUGUGACAUGGACAGCUUCACGGAGCACCUCAGGGCGAGAAACGAGGACAUGCUGUUUAAAUAUAAAUAUGUGGUGUGGAAUAUGUAUUACGUCGGCCACCUGAUCAGCGUGGUGCUGCUGGCCCUCCCCCUGAGGCACAUAGUGGGGCUUUACCUGUACGUCUUGACAGCUCUGCUGCUCUACAUGGGGCACCAGAUCUCCAGAGAUUAUGUGCGUGGAGAGGUGCAAUAUGGGUAUGAGGGUGCUGUCUAUCUUGAUUCUUUGGCUUUCAACCGCUUUGUCACCGCACUCACAAGCCAAAUCAUCCUGAGCACACUGUGUGCCUUCCUCAUGAGGACCAGACAGGUGUGGCUCUUCUCUGCUCACCUACUCCCCCUGCUGGCGCGGCUGUGUGCCGUGUCCCACUCCACACUGGUCACAGUCAGCUCCUUUGCCAUGGUCCUCACGGGCAUUGAGGCAGCCAUCUUCCUCCUCUCCAACUUCUUUGUGCCCUAUCACCUGGCUCGGACUGUGUACAGGGAGUUCCAGCAGCUGGAGGCAGUUGAACUUUACAGGCUGCUUGCUGUGGGAAUCUCCCUGUGGAACCAGUUUGCUGUCCCUACGCUCUUCAGCGUCUUCUGGUUUGUGCUGUUCCUGGUCCAGAUAUACUCUUAUGCCACAGCCAGCAAUAAUUUUGUCAGCCACCAGGGGGUGCUGUUUGUGUUGCUUACCAGCGUCUCCGAGUGCUGUGCCACACCGUACUCCCUGCUGGGCCUCACCUUCGUGGUCUCCUACCUGGCGCUGGGCCUGCUAAACCUCUGCAAGUUCUACCUGGGGGGCUACGCAGCCGUACAGAAUGAGAACGUCAUGCACAGAGGUGUGACGGAGGGGGUGACCCUACUCCUGUUAGCCCUCCAGACCGGCCUCCUGGACAUGCAGGUGUUACAGCGUACCUUCCUCCUCAGCAUCAUCCUCUUCAUCGUGGUCACCUCCACCCUGCAGUCCAUGAUAGAGAUCACCGACCCCAUCAUAUUAGCACUGGGAGCAUCUCGAAACAGGAGCUUCUGGCGGCAUUUCAGAGGCCUCAGCAUGUGUCUCUUCUUAUUACUCUUCCCGGGGUUCAUGGCUUAUAAAAUUUCGCAGUUCUUCCACAUGGACUUUUGGCUGCUUAUCCUGGUGUCCAGCUGCAUGCUGACCUCCCUACAGGUGACUGGUACCCUGCUGAUCUACUCGCUCUUCAUGGUGGAGCUGGUGCGGCAGGACCCGAUCGAGAGCCUGGACGAGAUCAUUUACUGCGUGAACGCGGUGAGCCGCGUUCUGGAGUUCCUGGUAGCACUGUGCGUGGUCGGCUACGGCACUUGGGAGUCGCUGGUCGGCGAAUGGAGCUGGAUGGGUGCCUCCGUCAUCAUCAUCCACUCCUACUUCAACGUCUGGCUGCGCGCCCAGUCCGGCUGGAGGAGCUUCCUGCUACGCCGGGAGGCCGCCAAGAAGAUCAACUCCCUGCCCCGGGCUUCUGCGGAGCAGCUGCGCCACCUCAAUGACGUCUGCGCCAUCUGCUUCCAGGAGAUGAAUUCUGCCGUGGUCACACACUGUGGCCACUUCUUCCAUGGAAAUUGUCUGCGCAAGUGGUUGUACGUCCAGGAGACCUGCCCAAUGUGCCAUCAACCUAUCAAACCCACCAUGUCCUCCACGUCUACGGGCAAGGCCCAGCCUGAGGAUGAGGCCCCAGCUACCCCAGUGGAGAGUAGGAAUGGGGCAUGUCCAACACUUGGCCAUGAAAAUCAAGCUUCUAGGGCAACAGUUGGUCCAGAGCAGGCUCCCCAGUGUUCUAUAAAUCAGCUGCCUGAGGAAGUUGGUACAAGGGAAGAUGAUCUCAAUACCUCGGGUGACCAGGAAGUAUCAUGUGACCUCAAUAAAAAAUUAUCUUUGGAUCUCUGCUUCAGUCCUAGUGACAUUGCGGGCUUUGCUGACUCAGGAAAAAUGCCUGUCACAGGGGGCUUGAGUGUAGAACUGCUGAGGAAAUCCUGCGAGGAUGACUUCCUGGAUGCCAGAAGUUGUCCAGGUGUACCUGGCAUGCAUCCUGUCGAAAUGGCAGGUGGGAUGCAGCCAGAAGGAAGUCGCCUCUCUGAGACCCUGAAAAACAGACCUGAUGGAUUAUCGAGGUCCUUCAACAGCCUAAAAAAUGAAGAGGAUGCAGGGGAAAGGAGAGGUCCUCUGGUGGAAGCUGGUCACGAUGGCCUUGAUUUGAGUGAGCCACUCCAUGAUGUGAAGACCGAUCAGGUUUUGGCUCAAAAGAGUGACCUUGAGGGUAGCACCUUGAUUUGCAUCGACAGCCAAGGACGAUUCACUGCCAGAGGCUCUGAGGGCCUGUCUGAUGUGCUUCCAUGCAGAGAGGAGAUCAGUCCGUCGGACCUGAUGCUCCAGAACCUGCCGGACUACGAGUUAAAGGGAAAGAAGUACCAGGAACUUGGCUGUGUUCCCCGUAGCGUGGAGAGCAAGGCUGUGAGACCUAAUGAUGGGGGCACCAGCAAAGGGGUGAGCCCAGAGUGUAGCAGUGCCUCAUAAGCAGCUAGUGGAAGCUCCAGCCAACAUCCCAAACACGAAUGCCUUUUGUACAGGACAGAGUCUUUGAAUGUGUUGCCUUUACUCAUAUCUGGCCAAUUUGUCCAGACAUUUGUGUUGAUCAGAGAAAUGGGGAAAUUCCCUAGUAUAUAUAAUAAUGAAGAUACAACCAAUCAUGGUUUACUUGAAACAGAACUGAACAAACUAAAUUAAAUUUUGGACAUGCUAUAGAACUAAGCCACUUUUACAUAGCAUAUAAAUUCAGAUUGGUACUGUUUCAUUAAUUUGUAUUUGAUCUUUUCUACAUGUUCCUUAUUUUGCUAUUGUGACUUUUUUACAUCUUGUUCAACGUUGUUCUACAUUUAAUCAAGACUUUAAAAGCAAAUUAAUAGGAUCAUUGUGUUUCAUUUUUUUUCCAGAUUGAAAUAAGAUAUAGUAGCAUUCUUUUAAUGUUUUAGUUUUAUUAAAUGCUAUAUUUCUUGUUUUCCCAAAGCCAAUUCUUAGUUUAGAUGUAGAAUGUUGUAUGCUCUCUGGGUGUUAUGCAUCAAUUUUUGUUGGACUUAUGAAUGAUUGAUUUUGGUAUGUUUGGUACAAGUCUGCCUUUAAAAGCACAAAUAUUACCAAGGAAACCUCGGGUGAAGUGGAGCUUGCCGUCUCAGAACUGUGAUGUACUACAAAAAAAAGAAAAAAAAUCCUAUGACUAUAAAGGGUACAACCAUAGAA